AUGUUCGAGGGUUAUGACCAGGGCGUCAUGUCCGGGGUUAACAUAAGUCCCUCGUACAUUGAUCUGGUCAAAAUCGGCGAUGGCGCAACCGGGAAUAUCACAAGACCGACAAAGCAAGGUGGUCUUGUCUCCAUCUACUAUCUCGGUACCCUCCUGGGAGCACUGAUGGGCGGGGCGUUGUCCGAUAAGGUAGGACGACGCAAAGCCAUAUUCUUCGGCUGUCUUUGGGGCAUCUUUGGUCAAUCGAUGCAGAGCGCAGCUCAGAAUGCUCCCUGGAUGCUCUGCGCCAGAUUGAUCGGAGGCGUUGGAACUGGCUGCAUCAGCGCAGUCAUUCCAGUCUGGGGCUCGGAACUUGUCGCUCACGAAGUGCGAGGCAUGGUGAUGGCCUUCGAAAUGUUCAUCAACUUUGCCGGAAUCUCGACCUCCUACUGGCUCGAGUAUGGGCUGAGCUUCGUAAACCAUGGAAACACCGACGUUCGGUGGCGAUUUCCUCUUGCUUUCGUCACCAUUUUUCUGAUCGCCUUGAUGCUCAUCAUACCCUUCAUGCCAGAAAGUCCACGCUGGGACAUUGCCAAUGGGAAGCAAGAACGUGGCAGAAAGACCCUGGCAGUCUUCCGCGCUCAAGGAGAUAUUAACCAAGCAGAGGUCGAAGCUGAAUUCAACGAGAUUGUCGCCGCCGUCGAACUGGAGGCCGAAUACCCGGCUCGGAGCUAUUUCCACUUAGUCACUGGAAUCAAGAGUGGCGAUCUUCAUCUCGGACGGAGAGCAUUUUUGGCCGCGUGGCUGCAAAUUAUGCAGGCGUGGACCGGUGUCACAAGUGUGGUCGUAUAUGCUCCCACACUUUUCCGCAUUGCUGGCUUCAGUGCACACAAAGCAAACCUCCUGACUGGCUGCGCAAACCUAGUCACCAUGGUGUGCUGCGCAUUUGCUUUUGUGACAAUCGAUCGUUACGGCCGUCGCAAGGUCCUCAUGGCUGGUGGGUUUGGACAAAGUCUGUCGUUCUUCAUCCUCGGUGCUCUGUCCAAGGUCGGAGAGGACAAACACAGCCAGUCCAUCGGCGCCGCCGCUGGCUCAUUUGUCUUCAUUUACAACGCCAUAUUUGCGGCAACGUGGCUCAGUGUGCCGUGGGUGUACCCGUCAGAGAUCUUUCCCCUUGCUAUCCGAGCUAAGGGAAAUGCAUUCGGUAUCAUUGCACCUGUCAUGUUUAAAGCGUUAGGCCCACAGGGUUUCUAUAUCCAUGCCGUCUUCAAUCUGCUAGCUGUCGUCAUAGUAUUCUGUUUCUACCCAGAGACCAGUUGCCGGACAUUGGAAGAGAUCGAUCUCCUGUUUGCCAGUAAGACACCAUUCGUCUGGGAAACCGAAAAGAAGUUCCAAGAGCUUAAGCUCCAACAUUCGGCUCUCGUUCGUGGAGGACAAGACGUCAAGAUCGUCGCCGAACACCUUGAAGCAGGAGGACUUGAUGGGAAGAAAUACUGA
Molecule: messenger RNA, 1476 nt
Organism: Fonsecaea monophora
Lineage: Eukaryota; Fungi; Ascomycota; Eurotiomycetes; Chaetothyriales; Herpotrichiellaceae
Exons: 13
Coding region: 1-1476 (491 amino acids)
Biological process (GO): carbohydrate transport; transmembrane transport
Cellular component (GO): membrane
Molecular function (GO): carbohydrate:proton symporter activity
Source: RefSeq, a predicted model, not a curated record